GGAGUAGCUGGGGAGCGAGAACUGCCCCUUUAAGCGCCUGCUGGGGCGUGGGCCGGGCGCAGUGCGCAUGAGUCCAGUGGCCGGCGGCGGGUGUCCCUGCCCCCGGGGAGGGCUGCUCGGCUGGCGGCGGACGGCGCGGGCCGGAGAUGAACAUGGUGAGCAGCUGCACAUAAGGCAUUGACCACUUUCUACACUGCCUAACAAACUUGCUUUGGAACAAUCUUUCUUUGGGGUGGGAUGCCGAGAAAUUUGAUGUUGGACUUUUCAGAAAUGGCAUCUGAAAUCUCACCAAAGUGCAGACUCGAGAGCUUUGAAAGAAGUGGGAGCUUGGAGAGUCAAAGCAGCAACUCUAGGUGCAGAAAUUUUACCUUGGAUGAUGAGAGUCUCCAAUAUCUGACCCAUGAGGAGAAGGAUGUUCUCCGGUUUUUUGAAGAAACGAUUGAUUCUUUAGAUGAUGACUUGGAAAAACAGGUCCUACAUGACAGCGGUAUUCACUGUCACUCCCCAAGAUCAACGGACGAAAAUGUUUCCAGCCAUUCAGAAUCUGAAGAUAUCAUUGACUUGGUGCAAUCAACCCUUGAGAACAGUGAUCACAAGUGUACUCUGAACAGAGAAGUAACACCAGUUUCAGAGACUGCCAGGAGAACAGAUGGUCCUAAACCAGAGAGCAAUGAGCUGCCUGAGAAGAUUCCACCUCCCAAUGCUCCCCCAAGCCAGCCUUCAGCUCCUCCAUUGAUGAGCGAUGAGAGAGUUCUUGCUCCAUGCCCAGUGCAGCACCCCAAGCUUCAUCAUGCCAUCCCCACUCCACUUAUCUUGGCUCAGAAAAUGUCUGAGAAGCAAGAUGAGACCAGGACAUGCUCUCCCACUUCCCCCAAGGAGGAGAAGCCUAUGGAGACGAGGAAAGCCCCAGUGCAGAAUGGAGACUGUUUCCCAGCCCCUAAGCACCCUCCACUGCCUGGACCCAAAUCCUACCGGUUUCCAAGUAAUAUCAACAUAACCAAUGCAGGUGGGAAAGAAUUCAACCAAACUAUCUCUAAGGCAGCAGUCAAUGUGCAGGUGCGCAAGGCCCAGGUGCUGGCCAACAUGAACGGAGCAGCCUUUGGGACAGCUGAAAUAGAAGAGAGGUGGCAGAAGAAUGAGCUCUUGGUUCGCAACAGAAGCUCCUCAUUAAGAGAUCUAACUUCUGAGCAAAUACGAUACGACGCUCUGACUAAACUAGGCCUGGUGAAGGGAAGGCCAAGUCUGGUCCAACAAUAUCCUGCCCCAAACACGCAGAAGAUACAGGACUUUCAGGAAGAACAGGGAGAGACUGUUUUUAAUGGGUAUCAAAAUAGCCACACAACCUUAAAAUGCGAUCCCAGCCCUUUCCUUCCUAUGGGCAAGACCAUGAAGUUCAAACCAGACACAGCUCUCACCAGUGACAAGGUUGCUCAACAGAAUGUUGCCAAAAACUUUUAUGACCAUGGGCAGCCCGAUUUAAAUCUGGAUAUGAGAAAGAGAUCAGGCUCACUGCCUAGACCUUCGGGAUUUCGACCCCAGGGCAUAACAGUACAGUUUUCCGGCCGAGGCUCAACAGAAGAAGCCAGGAAAGAGGCUCUUCGGAAACUGGGGCUGCUGAAAGAGACAAAGUGAAAAUCUGAGGGGACAAUCCUGACACCUGGGGGCAAGCGAAUGGAUUGGCUUUGUGUUGGAGUAGUCAAACAGAAUCAGGUUUAUAAGGAAACUGGGAGAACAAAGGGCAGUUCUCUGCUCCUGCAGCCCAAGGAGGUACUAAAUACUGUGCAAUUGCAGGGACUCACUAUCUUCACACCAAGAAUGGCACCCCAGAGAGUCUGCAGUGGGUUCAACACUACAUCCCACCAAGUUACCUGUCUGAUGUUCAGUGACUUGUGAAGACUUUUUUUUUUUCUUUCUAAAGUCCUGGAUGUAGCAGAGGGCAUUGCGUUAAUGAAGUGUUCUGUGCAGUAUUUUUUUUAAUGUAUGUAGAUGACAAAUCAAAUGGAGGAUUUUCCUUAUGCUGUACCAUUCUGAAGCCAAAAAACAGAUAGGGGUGGGUGAGUGGGGGUGUGUGUGUGAUAUAAGUGAAGUCUUCAACCUAUGUGACAAAAUUCUAUGACUUUCUUUCUUUCCUAUCAUAUUUUAUUACCCAGCUCUGCCCACAUCGAGACAUAACAGGUGUUGGGAUCUUCCUAAUCCUCACUCUUCCCAAAAUCUCAGCUCAAACACGUCUGACUUGUGCCUCUGCACAGAGGGUGGCUUCUUGUUUGGCCUUCUCUUGGACAUGGAGGUCCAGGCUUGCAGUGGGUAACUGCAUUGUUCUGCCACUCUAUUUGAACGACACCUCUCCUCCUAAGCAGGUGCUUCUUGAGCGUUUAGUGACCUACUGGGUGUACAGUGAAAGGCAUCUGCUAGCUCUUAAGGAUACAUGCAAUGUGUUCAUUGUGUUCCUCUGACAACCAAAGAGUAACUUGACAAUCGUAUAAAGGUUUAGUUUCCUACAAGAAAUGAUGACCAGAGAAGCCAUAGGAACAAGUUAACUUUGUACCCAGAAUGAGAACCUUGUGUUUAAUGUCUUACUUUAAACAAGAGUUCAGUGGAGGAAACCUCAUUGCUCUGAAACAAUAGUUCUACUCCACUGAGCAGCUGUGGCUCAGUACUGUUACUUUUAUUAACUGACAACUGUUUUUUCUGAGUCUUUUCUAUGCUCAUCCCUAUAGUGUGAGAGCCCUAAUAAUUCCCAAUUCAGAAAUGUACGUUUCUUUGCAAAAAUCAGCUUACCCUGCUAACGCACCACCAAAGUUAUAACCAGAAUCCUUGUACGUUAAACAGAAUUAAAGGCACUUGUAUUUUCCAACACAUGAAGACUUCCAAAACUCUGUCCAGUUGCCACUUUCCUGUGCCCAGCAGACAGACAGUUUAAAAGUGGUGUGAAAAUAUUUAUUUUUUAAAUUUUAGAAGAGAUUUAUGUCCCAUAUGGCAAAGUUACUCUUCCUAAACAAAAUAACUCAUUUUCUCCUUCCAUACGUAUCCCAAAAUACUUUAAGAAUAGAAGCUUGUUUGGAAUCUAAUGACAAAGUAUCUGAAUCUAUUUACUCAUCUUUAUUUUUGUACAUUUGUAAGAGGCCCAAAACUUUUAAUUUCUCCUAAAGGGAAAGAUAAACCCAGUCUCCCUCACACACACACACGCACGCACUUUUUUUUUUUUAAUGUAGCCUGUAGCAUUUUUUUUCUUUUCCUUUUUUUAAAUGGCUGAGUUAUAAAUCUUGGAAAAUAAGAGGUGUGGUUACAAUGGAGACUAACACACCCUCUAUUAUAAAGUUUCUGACAACUGUGAUAAAUGUUUCUGUAUUUCCUUGAUGGAAAGUUUUUAAGCAACACUUUUUCUGAGUAGAAUUUAUAAAUGAAGCUUUUGUGAAGGAAAAUCUUUUCAUAAUAGUUUACCUGCCUCAUAAGUUAUAAACUCAUUUUUUUAAAUAGUAUUUAAUCAGUUUUUAUAAUUGAUUGCAUAGGUUAUGGAAUCUGGCUGGUUUUAUUAUUUAAAUGAGGGAUUAUUUCUUCAGACUUUUAAUACUUGGAUUUGAAAUCGUGUUCCCUGUUGUAGCAGAUGUUGUAAGUAAUUUUGAAAUAGACUGACUAUUCUUCAAGCAAGCAAAGCACUUAAGCAUGUGCUUAGUUCAAUACAUGACUAGAUCCACUGAAGCAAAUGAGACUACUUGCAUGCUGAACUUUCAGCAUGUAUUUAAGUGCUUUGCUGGAUCUGAGAAUCUGGUCCCAAUUCAGGACUGUAUUUAAGCAUGUGCUUGGGACUUAAGUGCUGUCCUGAAUAUAAGCCUAAGUGUGGGUAAUGCAUUGCUAAUGCAUUAAACGUAUAAUCUUAACCAUUUUUUAUUUCAAAUACUACUUUUUCUACAAGCAAAUCAAAUUGAAGUGUUCCACAGCUUUUAUGCAUCAAACUUUUGAAUCCUAGUAAAGAAACACUACAAAUGCCAAACCUAUAUAAACCAUUUUUACAUUUUAUCACAUUUCUCUCAACAGUAACAAGUAUUGAUCUUAAAAAGAAAAGGAGUACUUGUGGCACCUUAGACACUAACAAAUUUAUUAGAGCAUAAGCUUUUGUGAGCUACAGCUCACUUCAUUGGAUGCAUUUGGUGGAAAAAACCAAAAUGAAUACAGACUAACACAGCUGCUACUUUGAAAAGUAUUGAUCUUGUGCUUCAAUUUUUUAACAGGUGAGAUCACCCUCUAACAAUU
Messenger RNA from Dermochelys coriacea (leatherback sea turtle), 4251 nucleotides. It is a transcript of the gene PROSER2, whose product is annotated as proline and serine rich 2. Lineage: Eukaryota; Metazoa; Chordata; Testudines; Dermochelyidae. The transcript has 4 exons. The record is from RefSeq and is a predicted model, not a curated record. The coding region runs from base 238 to 1632 and encodes 464 amino acids.